Thyridium curvatum is the source of this 693-nucleotide messenger RNA. RefSeq lists its product as uncharacterized. Gene Ontology annotation, cellular component: kinetochore. The record is from RefSeq and is a predicted model, not a curated record. Bases 1 to 693 code for a protein of 230 amino acids. The transcript has 3 exons. Lineage: Eukaryota; Fungi; Ascomycota; Sordariomycetes; Thyridiales; Thyridiaceae. Gene Ontology annotation, biological process: kinetochore assembly.
AUGAGUGGAGGGCAGGACACCGACAUGCAAGAUCAAGCAGCACCCGGCUCAUCACCGCCAUGGCCACUCCGGAUCUCAGAUAAGGAAAAGCAGGUCCUGGAUCUCUACGACCGGCUCCGGAACUUGCAGCUUGAGAUCGCUCUGGUGAGGGCUCAACAGGCGCAUAAACCAGUCGCAUCCGGCAAUCCAACAGAGGAAGAGAUCAAAGCCGCGCAGGACGAUGUUCUAGAAGCUGGCGCAGCGCGUAUCCUGAAGAAUGAUGUCGUCGAGAGCAUUUACACGGUCAACCCUAUCCUGAGGGCGGUCCACGGCGCCACACGUGCCUCGCUCAUCGAGCAGCAAGUUCCCCAUAGAGAUGAGACGUCCAUUGCCGUUGCCAAGCAGGCAUCUGAAGUCCGCAAGGUCCUGGAUCAGCUCAUCGACAUAGAAGCCGAAGCGCUGCGUCUCAGCCGCCGCAACGCCGAGCUGGCAGCACAGGUCGUCCGGCUCGCUGUCGAGGCCGACAGGGAGAAGGCCAUGGCCGAUGAGGACACGCAAACAGCCCAGCAGAUCCGCCGUCUGGAAGACGACAAGAGGGCGAGCCGGCGCAAGUGGCAGGUCAUGAAGGGAACCUCUAGCGCCAUCGUAGCGGGAAGCGGCGUGGACUGGGCUGGCGACGAGCACCUCCGCGACAUGGUACUUGAUCCCGAAUGA